AGUAAAACACCGGCCAUUUUUCUCCAUGUUUAGCAGGACACUUCGUGCUUGGUUGGUGUAACCGAGAGUCUUGCGAUCACUUUGAUAAGCCUACAAGUUUGGGCAAGUUUAAUUUUGUUGUCCAAGCAUCCUAACUUACAACAGACAAACACAAACCAUGUUUGUGUUUACCGCUGCAAAGUUUUUUCGCUGACAUCCUUGUCCGGAUAGAUGCUUGUCUAAACUGUCGUACAAAUGGAAAUGGUGCCUAGCGAGGAGAACCAGUUCGUACCCAAAGAGGGUGUGUUUUGGAGUUGCAGACAGAGUAUGUUUGAUGAGAUAAAGAGGAUCUCUCAGAUCCAAAAUGCGGCUGAGGAGCCCAGAGUGCUGUGCAUCAUUCAGGACAUCACCAGCUCAAAGACGGUCAACGAGAGGCUGACCCUGAAUCUGCCGGCUUCCACCCCCCUCUCCAAACUCUAUGAAGAUGUUGCCCACAAAGCGGGAUAUGUGAAAGCCACUUUUGACCUUGCCUGGGGAAAUACACAGGACAUGGCACCACUGGAUCACAGCAGUGAGAUGUCCCUCUCAGAUUUUGGGUUUGAGCCUGGCAAUAAGAGGAAUUUCCUCCAGCUCACGGACAAAGAUGGAGAGCAGCCCCAGAUUGCAUCGGAAGAGUCAGGAACUGCAGAUAGCAGCGGGCUGGAUGACAGUUCCCAGGAUCGAUUCAUCGGGCCCUUACCGAGAGACAGCACGGCAGGCUGCAGCGGAGACUACAGCAGCCCCUCUUACUCCUACUCCUCCAUCCUCAACAAAUCAGACACAGGUUACGUGGGCCUGGUCAACCAAGCUAUGACCUGCUAUUUGAACAGUCUUCUACAAACCCUGUACAUGACCCCCGAGUUCAGAAAUGCUCUCUACAACUGGGAGUUUGAGGAGAGUGAGGAGGAUCCAGUCACCAGCAUACCCCACCAGCUGCAGAGGCUGUUUAUUCUGCUGCAGACGAGUAAGAAACGGGCGAUCGAGACCACCGAUGUGACGCGGAGCUUCGGCUGGGACAGCAGCGAGGCUUGGCAGCAGCAUGACGUCCAGGAGCUGUGCAGGGUCAUGUUCGAUGCCCUGGAGCAAAAGUGGAAGCAGACCGAGCAGGCGGACCUGAUCAACCAGCUGUACCAGGGGAAGCUGAAGGAUUACGUACGCUGUCUGGAGUGUGGCUAUGAGAGCUGGAGGAUUGACACUUACCUGGACAUCCCUCUAGUGAUCCGACCCUUCGGAGCCAGCCAGGCCUACAGCAGUGUGGAAGAAGCUUUGCAUGCGUUCAUGCAACCAGAAACUCUUGACGGGCCCAACCAGUACUUCUGUGAACGGUGCAAAAAGAAAUGUGACGCCCGGAAGGGUCUGAGAUUUCUGCACUUCCCCUACCUGCUGACGCUCCAGCUGAAGCGCUUUGACUUUGACUACACCACUAUGCACCGCAUUAAGCUGAAUGACCGCAUGGCUUUCCCCGAGGAGCUUGACAUGAGUCCAUUCAUGGAUGUGGAGGACGAGAAGUCGCCUCAGACCGAGAGCUGCACUGACAGCGGAGCAGAGAAUGAAGGCAGUUGCCACAGCGACCAGAUGAGCAACGAUUUUUCCACUGAAGAUUGUGUAGACGAGGGCAUCUGCCUGGACAGCACCGGCAGCACGGAGAGGGUGCUGAAGCCAAAGAACACGCUGACCUUUGAGCUGUUCUCCGUCAUGGUCCACUCUGGGAGCGCUGCGGGUGGCCACUACUACGCCUGCAUCAAAUCCUUCACUGAUGGCCAGUGGUACAGUUUCAAUGAUCAGCACGUUAGCAAGAUCACUCUAGAUGAUAUCAGGAAGACAUAUGGGGGCUCCUCAGGGAGCAGAGGCUAUUACUCCAGUGCCUUUGCCAGUUCUACAAAUGCAUAUAUGCUGAUUUAUAGAUUGAAAGAUGCCUCAAAGAAUGCAAAGUAUUUCGAUGCGGAGGACUUCCCAGAGCACGUCAAGAGUUUGGUUCAGAAGGAGAAAGAGUCUGAAGAGCAAGAAAAGCGACAGAGGGAGAUCGAGCGCAACACUUGCAAGAUAAAGCUUUUCUGCAUGCGUCCUGUGAAGACGAUGAUGGAGAGCAAGCUGGAAGUACACAAGGACAAAACUCUCAGAGAAGCAACAGAAAUGGCCUACAAGCUGAUGGAGCUGGAUGGAGCUGUGCCUCUGGACUGCUGCCGCCUGGUGAAGUACGACGAGUUCCACGAGUACCUGGAGCGCUCCUACGAAGGGGAGGACGACACACCCAUGGGCAUGCUGCUCGGAGGAGUCAAGUCCUCGUAUAUGUUCGACCUGCUGCUGGAGAUCCGCAAACCAGAGCAAGUGUUCCAGCCUUACAAACCUGGAGAGGUGAUGGUGAAGGUUCACGUUGUGGAUCUGAAGACUGAGAGCAUCGCCACUCCAAUCAGUGUCCGGGCCUAUUUGAACCAGUCGAUCACUGAAUUCAAACUGCUUAUUGCACAGGCUACCGGGCUAUCUGCAGAAGCCAUGCGUGUCGUCCUGGAGCGUUGCUAUAACGACCUUCGGCUCCUGUAUGUUCCAAACAAGACACUUAAAGCUGAAGGGUUCUUCAGAAGCAACAAGGUUUUUGUAGAGAGCUCCGAGUCGACGGAUCAUCAGGUUGCUUUCACUGACUCGCUCCUGUGGAAACUGUUGGAUCGUCACGGAAACACGAUCCGGCUCUUGGUCUCGCUGCCUGAGCAGUCUCCUGGUACCUUGGCCAACAGGACUCCUUGCCAAAAAGAAGGAGCUGACUCUGAUGUGCCCUUAGAGGGUUCAAAGGGUGACAGAAAAUCAGUAGAGGCGAUCCUGGAGGAGAACACAGAGAAGUUAAAGAGCCUGUCUCUGCUGCAGCAGCAGCAGCAGCAACAGCAGCAGCAACAGCAACAGCAGCAGCAGCAGCAGCAGCAGCAGCAGCAGCAGCAGCAGCAGCAGCAGGGCACCAGCGACAGCCAGAAAAGCUCUGACGCCAGCGACUUUGAACAUAUCGAGUCCCCGAGCCAGGAGGCAGACUCAAACUCUUCGCUCUGUGUGGCUGCAGACAACAGGGAGCUAGAGAACCGGAUCAGGGCCGGGGGCAGCAGCGGCGCCUCCUCGGACCCCGACAACCACUUUGCCUCCGAGGAGCGCUCGGACUCUGAGGUGAACAACGACCGCAGCACCAGCUCGGUGGACAGCGACAUCCUGAGCUCCAGCCACAGCAGUGACACUCUGUGCAAUGCGGACAGCGGGCCCAUACAGCUGGCCAACGGCUUGGACUCUCACAGCAUCACAAGCAGCCGCCGCUCCAAAGCCCACGAGGGCAAGAAGGAGACCUGGGACACGGCUGAAGAAGACUCAGGGACGGACAGCGAGUACGACGACAACGGGAAGAUCAAGGCAGAGGCUCAGUACCUCUUCUUCAGAGCAGAGCCGUGUUCUCCGGAGGACGCCACAUCGGAUGCACAAAAAUGUGUAGUUGUUCACGUGGACAAGAGAAUAACAUUAGCAGCAUUCAAACAGAACAUGGAGCCCUACGUGGGAGUCGCCUCCACCCAGUUCAAGGUGUUCCGGGUGUACGCCAACAACCAGGAGUUUGAGAGUGUACGGCUCAAUGAAACCCUCUCAUCGUUCUCUGACGAUAACAAGAUAACUAUUCGACUAGGGAGAGCACUGAAAAAGGGUGAAUACAGAGUGAAAGUGUAUCAGCUACUAGUGAAUGAAACGGAGCCGUGUAAGUUCCUGGUGGACACGGUGUUCGCCAAGGGCAUGACGGUCAGGCAGUCCAAAGAGGAGCUGCUCCCUCAGCUAAAAGAGCACUGCAAGCUCGACCUAAGCAUCGAGAGUGUCCGUCUCAGGAAAAAGACCUGGAAGAACCCAGGCACGGUGUUUCUGGACUACCACGUCUAUGAAGAGGACAUCAGCAUCUCCUCCAACUGGGAGGUCUUCCUGGAAGUUCUCAAUGAACCGGAGAAGAUGAAGUCCAUGUCGCAGCUGGCGGUCCUGAGCCGGAGGUGGAGCCCCUCUACUAUGAAGCUGGGGCCUUUCCAGGAAGUUAUCCUAGAGAGCAGCAAUGUGGAAGAACUCAAGGAGAAGCUAAGUGAAUUAGGUGAUAUUCCUCUGGAGAACCUGGAGUUUGCAAAGGGUAGAGGAACAUUUCCCUGUGAUAUUUCCGUGUUGGAGAUCCAUCAGGAUCUGGACUGGAACCCCAAGGUGUCGACUCUCAACGUGUGGCCUCUGUACAUCUGUGACGACGGAGCUGUGGUCUUCUUCAGGCACAGCUCAGAGGAGCCGAUGGAGCUGUCGGACGAGGAGCGCAGUGAGCUGAUGAAGAAGGAGAGCAGCCGUCUGCUAAAGACCGGACACCGUGUCAGCUACUCGCCGCGCAAGGAGAAGGCCCUCAAGAUCUACCUGGACGGGGGCCCACCCAAGGACCCGGGGCAGGACUGAGGAGUGAGCCGCGCUCCUCCCAUCAGGAUGUCCGGCUGCAGCAGCAGAGCUUCCAGGCUGCAGGACUGAGAGUCCGGCCUGACACUUACUUGAACAUCAAGCAGCUUUGUGAGGCUAAUGAGCUCACACCCUCCACUCUGAGCCCCAGGACUGGUUCAGAAACCCUAUUGUGCACUAUAGUGUAUUGUACUGUAAAGUUUAAAGGGAAGUACAAAAGCUAUUGAAUACAGAUAAAGAAUCAAAUACCAUAAAGACAAAUCAAUUGAACGUGAAAGCUCCAGAGAUGUUAGGAUUGUGAAACUGAGCUAGAAAGCAUCCAUCACAUCUAUUUCAGUCUCCUCUCACUUCUCCUCCUCGUCACUGUGUUUCUCUUCCUGUUUCAGGAAUAGAGUUGAUUCUGAUUCAUCAGUGGCCAUCUUGUAAGUCCAUAUGCUCACAUCCCCCGAGCUCUGCUCUAUUACAGAAAUUAUUCUUACAUGCAUCGCUCUCCUUCCUUCAAACAAUUAAAAACCAACAGCACACACAACCAAGAACUACUUAUCCAGCCUUCCUCCGUCUCACCUCUUCCGGUGAGGCAAACCUCACUCUCUCUCUCAGUGACUUUGACAACUUCUUUCACCAGAUUUGAAGAAUCAAAAAGCAACAAUUUAAGAAUUUGUAAUCCUGAGGUUGUUUCUGCUUCUAUAAAAGCCGGAGUAAUAUGUUGAUAUGGGUUUUCCUGACUGCUGCUCUUUGUGCUUUAUAGGACCUUUACCUCUCUUACACCACUUCCACUAGAUUGAAUGAUGCAUAGCGUAUCGGUACCUUUUAAUACAAAGUUCAGUGAGACAGAACCGAGACAACUAUGUUAACAAUUUCCUUGUCUAGUUUGUGUCUGUUGUAAAUUAUUAUUUUGCUCCAGGCGUUAUCAUUCAUUUAAGUGUCAUUAGGCACCGGGCACACAUCUGUUGUCUGUAUUAACCUUUAAUUAAGAAAGUGGAUUUCUGUUUUUGUUUUCAUCAUUUGAACUGGGUGUACAUCUCUACUGUGUGUGUGAGGGAGCUCUCUGUGGGGUUUGACAGUGUGAGGUUGUUCUUGGCGCUUCUACCUGCUGCUGCUCUAUAGACUGACACCAGAGGGUGCAGAAAGCCGGACUGAAGCUCGGCAUCGCGGCCCCUCUGGGCUCCUGAUGCUGCCACCAGCUAUUCACUGUAGAAAUGCCAAUAACUUUUUUUUUUGUGUUUAUUUCUUGAGAUUUAAAUCCUGUGUGAAAAUAGUUUAAGAUGAUUUUAGAAAUGAAUUGAAAAGAUUUUUUUUCCCAUAACUGCAGUUUUCUGUAACUGUAAAUAAAAAAUGUCUCAAUUUAA
Notothenia coriiceps (black rockcod) is the source of this 5798-nucleotide messenger RNA. RefSeq names its product ubiquitin specific peptidase 47 (gene usp47). The record is from RefSeq and is a predicted model, not a curated record. Gene Ontology annotation, molecular function: cysteine-type deubiquitinase activity. Gene Ontology annotation, cellular component: nucleus; cytosol. The transcript is spliced from 29 exons. Gene Ontology annotation, biological process: protein deubiquitination. NCBI's taxonomy places the organism in Eukaryota, Metazoa, Chordata, Actinopteri, Perciformes, Nototheniidae. The coding region runs from base 235 to 4452 and encodes 1405 amino acids.